This is a messenger RNA of Phlebotomus argentipes, 1112 nucleotides long. RefSeq names its product paired mesoderm homeobox protein 2-like. Gene Ontology annotation, biological process: regulation of transcription by RNA polymerase II. The record is from RefSeq and is a predicted model, not a curated record. Bases 269 to 1102 code for a protein of 277 amino acids. NCBI's taxonomy places the organism in Eukaryota, Metazoa, Arthropoda, Insecta, Diptera, Psychodidae. The transcript is spliced from 3 exons. Gene Ontology annotation, molecular function: RNA polymerase II transcription regulatory region sequence-specific DNA binding; DNA-binding transcription factor activity, RNA polymerase II-specific.
UUGACAAUCGAGCUGUUGCGUAUACGACAAUUUAUUUCAAUUAGACGAUGUGAGAUAAUUAAAUUACAACUCUCUUGUAUCUCGGGCUCACUCGCGACAAGUUGUUAAAUUAAGGAUCCUCAAAUGAAUUGGUGAUCAUCUCAUAAUUUAAUUACAAUUAUCAUUUCGGUGAAAGCGCACUCGCAACACGGGAUAAUUCAAUUAAUUUCGCGCGAUAAGUGAUCGUGUGCCGUGUCAAUUGAGCUUGGAUCUGAGAAGGUGUGCAGGAAUGCUGAAUUAUCCGGGCUCAGACGCCGAGUAUCCCAUGACUGGGAUCUACACACCGACAGCCGCAGUUCCUUGCCAGCCGCCCAGCUUUGCGCCACACGACAGAGCCUUCGCGGGUGAUCAAGUGACGAGUGUGAAUGGUGAUCAGGGGUACAUUUUCCCGCAGAAGGGAUCGGAGAACGUGAAGAGGUUCUCCGUGAACAAUCUCCUCCAGUUGGCCAAUUGUACAAAUGCCGACCCGCGGCCAGCAGCUGAGGACAGCGUUGGCUACACACAGCUGCCGGAAUCGUCCACGGGCGCCGGCGGAAAGAAGCCCAGACGAAACAGAACCACAUUCACCAGCAAUCAGCUCACGGCGCUGGAGAAGAUCUUCGAGAGAACCCACUAUCCAGACGCCUUCGUGAGGGAGGAAUUGGCCACAAAAGUGGGUCUGAGCGAGGCGAGAGUUCAAGUGUGGUUCCAAAAUCGGCGAGCAAAGUUCCGUCGGAAUGAGCGCAGCGCGUCGAGUUGUCGCUCAUCUGCAGCCUCGAGCAUCCCAAUUCUGCCCCACAAGCCCGCAAUUCCGCUCCUGCCCAGCGAGAAGACUCCGUCCGCCCACCAGUCGCCCGUGGACAUCAAUCCCUUCCCCGCGUCGCUCGGCUUCUCGGGCUUCGGGAUGUUCUCCGGGAAGGCGAUCAAUCCAUCGUACGGGAAUCCAACGUAUCAGGAUUCAAACGCCCAUUGUGCCUACUUGCCGGCGAACUUCUGCAACUCAAACGUUGGCGCGCAAAUGAGUGGCUAUCAGCACGGCUUCAUGGGGCUGAGGCACAAGUCCCACACGUACUCCUCCCUGUAGAAGACACUCU